UAUACUCUGAGAUCCAGGCACUCAACGUACUUCCAGUCACACAAACAAUUCCGAGUAGACUCCUCGCACAAGCUGAAACGAAAGUAUCUCGAACGAUACAGAAAUAAUAUACGACAAUGGCCGAUGGCUUGAACUUCACAAUACCGCCAUUCCCGGACAGGAAAACGAUAAAUCCCUUUGUCUAUACAACUGUCAAAUCUGUCAAAUCCUCGUGCCCGGGGAUGAGUGCGAGCAUCUGGAUGGUCCUCGGGGGCAUGAUUCUGGCAGCUCGUAUGCUGUGGUUAGCCCUGCGGGCUACACCACCUGAGCAGAUGGACGAGUUCGUGCUGGAGAAGGUGGAAGGAGAGCAGGCCGAGUAUGCUGAAGAGCAUCUAAAGGAUCAGCGCAAGCAUCACAGAAAGAAACAACUAAAGCCCGCAGACGCAGCGAACAAUCGUCGAAUGCAUUGGGAGCAUAGCCAGCCGCGAUAUUUGCCCAGAUAACUUA
Drosophila obscura is the source of this 486-nucleotide messenger RNA. RefSeq lists its product as uncharacterized. NCBI's taxonomy places the organism in Eukaryota, Metazoa, Arthropoda, Insecta, Diptera, Drosophilidae. The record is from RefSeq and is a predicted model, not a curated record. The coding region runs from base 117 to 482 and encodes 121 amino acids. The transcript has 2 exons.